AAGCUUCAUACACAGAUCACAGAAAGAACAUCUCCUGCACUGCUACAUGUCCAAGCAAUACAUCUAAUGCCACAACCAUGGAGAGUGGCAUUGUGAUGUUACAAGUCCUAUUUUCCCCAAAAGAAACUCACAUCACUAUCUAUCCAUCUAAUCCGGUCUCUUUUGGUACUAAUGUGACUUUGACCUGCAAAAGUAAAGGCAGUCCAUCAAGAGAAAUGAACUACACCUGGUACAAACGUGGACAGGAGAUGCUAAUAGCUCAGGAUAGGAAGAUUACUUUUAUCCUAAAUGACAAAAAUACAGGAUUGUACUUCUGCAGAGCACAGAAUAAACACGGCAAUCAGUCAUCACCAGAGUUCCAGCUCACAGCUCAUGGACAAGAUGGACACUCUAUCCCUUUGAUUGCUGGUUGUGUGGGAGGAAUUGUGGCAGUGCUCACACUUUCUGCUAUCGGAUUUUGUACAAGUGCCAAGAAAAAGAAACAAUGGGGAGACAAUGUUGGAGAAAAUAAUUCCCUAAAUCAGGCUACAUCUACAGCAAGAGCUGAAUGCCUUUGAAGGGAUUUCCUGAAACGUCAUCAGUGAGCCUCACUUGUGGAGGGCG
Molecule: messenger RNA, 603 nt
Organism: Labeo rohita (rohu)
Lineage: Eukaryota; Metazoa; Chordata; Actinopteri; Cypriniformes; Cyprinidae
Product: B-cell receptor CD22-like
Exons: 5
Coding region: 78-557 (159 amino acids)
Biological process (GO): cell-cell adhesion
Cellular component (GO): membrane
Source: RefSeq, a predicted model, not a curated record